ACGUUCCACCUCAGUUUCAGUACGGACUGAAACACCGUUUCGAGCUUGCCAUCAUUAUUAGAGACUGGAGAUCUCGACGAUCCGAAUCGCGUCCUUUCAAGCUCGCUGUGGAGGAAAGACGGAGCGAAAGAAGGACCGGACAAAGACUUGUUAUCGAUGGAAGCCUCGCGGAGAAGGAAGAUGAGAAUUGACAUACCUAGUGUGAUGUGUUUGGUUUAAUCGUGUAUCCUGCAGAUGUGCAGCAGCUGUUGGUGACUACAGAGGGGGUUCCUUGCAAACGGAGUCUGGAUUUAGAGUCCUAUCUCGUAAAAGUGGAACCAGAGGAACUAUGGCCCAGUCAGGGUGGAGAGCGGUUGAUGAUGGGAUGGUGGAGAGUGUCACCAGUUUACCGAUGAUGAUGAUGUCGACUCUGAAGAGUGAAGAUGAUGAUGAUGAUGAUAAAGAACUUCAGCCUUGGUCAUCUUCACUCCAUCUUUAUCAAACCAAAACUGAAGGCAACACAGAGGAAGAGACUCCAACCACCAACCCAGCUAAACUGAUUAAAUCAGAAACUGAUGAAGAGGAUUGUGGAGGACUAGAAAUGACCAGUAAUCCAGACCCAAACAUUUAUUUACAACCAAAUAGUGACAGAAAGGCUUCAGACUCUUCUGAGAUAGAACAUUUGUCACAUGAAAUGGAAGACAAUGUUAAAAGCUGGAAUGACAAUAAGGCACAUGGAUCAGGUGUAAACAGUGAUGUGGAGUCUAACACGGCCAAAAAAUCACUGAGCUGCUCUGAAUGUGGUGAAGAGUUUGACGACCAACGAUCUCUCCAGAAACACUUAACAAAACGGUCUUUAAGCUGUUUGAACAGAAAGAAAUGUUUUAGAGUGACACAAAAUGUAAAUAUGCAGAAAAGAGUCCACACAAAGGAAAAAGGAGUUCAUUGUGAAGUUUGUGGUAAAAUAUUUACUCAUACAAAAAAUCUUAGAAUACAUAUGAGAAUUCACACAGUAGAGAAACCAUUUAGCUGUGAUGAAUGUGGACAAAGAUUUAGUGAAAAGACAAGCUUAACCCAACACAUGAGAGUCCACAAAGGAGACAAACCAUUCAGCUGUGAUGAAUGUGGACAUAGAUUUAGUGACACGACAGCCUUAAACCGACAUAUGAGAAUCCACACAGGAGAAAGACCAUUCAGUUGUGAUGAAUGUGGGCAAAGAUUUAGUCAGAAGACAAACUUAAACCGACACAUGACAAUCCACACAGGAGACAAACCGUUCAGCUGUGAUGAAUGUGGACAAAGAUUUAGUCGAAAGGAAUACUUUCACCAACACAUAAGAAUACACACAGGAGACAAACCAUUCUGCUGUGAUGAGUGUGGACAUAUAUUUAGUCACAAGGCAAGCUUAAACCAACACAUGAGAAUCCACACAGGAGACAAACCAUUCAUCUGUGAUGAAUGUGGACAUCGAUUUAGUCAAAAGACAACCUUACACCGACACAUGAGAAUCCAUACAGGAGACAAACCAUUCAUCUGUGAUGCAUGUGGACAUAGUUUUAGUCAAAAGACAACCUUACACCGACACAUGAGAAUCCACACAGGAGACAAACCAUUCACCUGUGAUGAAUGUGGACAAAGAUUUAGUCUCAAGACAAGCUUAAACAGACACACGAGAAUCCACACAGGAGACCGACCUGUAGCGUAUUCCCUUUCUCAGGAAGGAACAGAUGGAACACAUCCCAAGAACUGCUUUUUAAUCUUCUAUUGACCUGUAUUCUCAGUUGAAUUUCUUUAACAGAGAUUAACUUCUUCCAGAGAGAAAGUGGACUUUGGGACUGUGCAUCAAGAAUUUACGACCUGAGUCGUAAGAGUUGAACACUUGCUUAAACUAUGAUUUUGUAUUUGAGGAUUGAAUAAAUCUCCUGCAACCACAAAUCUGUCAUAUUACAUAACCAUGUGAACCAAGGACUAACAUAUCUUUCCAAGGUUGUUGCACUUCAGCCAGAGAAGAAGACAGAGAUUUUACACCUCCCAUUUUUGUGCUUCUCUAAACUCAUGAACUGACAUCUCCAUACAGGAAGUGGACUGAGACACAGUCCAGAACAGCUCCUAUACCCUAAUAACUGGAGACUCAAAAACCCCAGCUUCCAAACCUACAGACCAGAUCAAUCCUUGGAUUUCUGCAGAUCGUGUGACGUGUUUAACUGCAGAUGUUACAAUAUCUUACGUUUAACUAACAAAUGCUUCUAAAACUCUGAAAAGGGUUUUCUACACUUUAUCAGAAGUGCCUUGAUAAGACCAGGAAAAUAGUUUCUUUAUCUGAGAUAUAAGAUAGUUGUCUUCUCUCUG
This is a messenger RNA of Melanotaenia boesemani (Boeseman's rainbowfish), 2328 nucleotides long. Its product is annotated as gastrula zinc finger protein XlCGF8.2DB-like. Bases 329 to 1747 code for a protein of 472 amino acids. Lineage: Eukaryota; Metazoa; Chordata; Actinopteri; Atheriniformes; Melanotaeniidae. The record is from RefSeq and is a predicted model, not a curated record. The transcript has 4 exons.